This is a messenger RNA of Sander lucioperca (pikeperch), 1201 nucleotides long. It is a transcript of the gene fcer1g, whose product is annotated as Fc fragment of IgE, high affinity I, receptor for; gamma polypeptide. The record is from RefSeq and is a predicted model, not a curated record. Gene Ontology annotation, biological process: cell surface receptor signaling pathway. The transcript has 5 exons. Gene Ontology annotation, cellular component: Fc-epsilon receptor I complex. Gene Ontology annotation, molecular function: IgE receptor activity. The coding region runs from base 187 to 471 and encodes 94 amino acids. NCBI's taxonomy places the organism in Eukaryota, Metazoa, Chordata, Actinopteri, Perciformes, Percidae.
GUGAUCUAAGACAAAUGGACUUAGAGCUCAGACCACAACUUCCCCUGUUGUCAGUGAGGUAUGAAACAUUCGAGUGUUCACCAGAACGCAGAAGAGAAGAAAAAAAAACCCACCCACAAGUUGUCGUGUUUACUGUGUGCUGGCCACUUUGCGGAGCCAAGUCGUCCGUGUUGAGCCUGUUUUACCAUGGCCGUGUGUGGCAGGAACCUGUUACUGAUGGCCAUUCCUCUGUGGAUGAGUUUUGGGAGAGCUGCUGCUCUUUCAGACUCCCAUAUCUGUUACGUGCUGGAUGGUAUCCUGUUUACGUACGGCCUCAUCCUGACAGCUCUCUACUGUAGACUCAAGAUCCUCAAUGCUCGGGAAUAUGCAGCUGAGAACGCAAAGGGCAAGAAGAAUGUUGAAGAGGGCAUCUAUACGGGUUUGACUCCUCACGCUGCGGACACUUAUGAAACUAUUGGCAUGAAGAAGUGAAUCCAAGACAGAUCUUUUCCUUUAACCCUCUGAGGUCUAAGGGUAUUUUCACACAUCUUCUUACAUUCCCCUUUUUAAGGUGUUUAAUGUGUUUAAUGUGUUUCGUAUCAAAAAUGUUCAGAACGAACUCAGAUUUCUGUAUAGUGAUGUCCACAUUUUUUUUUCCCAGAGCAAUGUGUAAAGAGAUAAUUUGGCACUAAAGCUGAAACGUUGCUGUUGGCUUUUUGAAAUUCCUCAAAUCAAAUUUUUAAAACAAACCUUAACUUAUGAUGUGUUGUACGAAUUGUUUCGGUGCUUGACAUGAGUCCACCAAAGUCCUUAGGUUACAUAUGAUUUAAAUAGUAAAUACAUGUCUGAAAUGAACUUUUGCAAUAUCACUUUUUGAGUAGGGUUUUGUCAAACUUUGUUUGGACUCAACGGUGCUUCUGUCGUCCUCAGAGGGUUAAAUCCCUCUUUUUGUUUUAUUUAAAUAUUGCAUAUCUAACCUUGCUUAUUAGAGUUUGAGAGACUGUGAGAUUGCGUGCACCAGUGUUCAUUUCCCUUUUUGCUUUUAAGGGAAGUUAAGAAGGACGACACAGAAAUAAAGAAGUUGGGCCCAAGAUGGGCAAUUUCACAAAUGCUUACCCUUGUUGCUGUAAGGUUUUUAAUUUUAUUUUUCACUGUUCUGUUGCAUAUAUUUAAUUUUCACGCAAAUACAUUUUAAACUGUAACGCUUCAGACACACUUUGUA